Messenger RNA from Rangifer tarandus platyrhynchus (Svalbard reindeer), 567 nucleotides. The record is from the annotation of a GenBank genome assembly. Lineage: Eukaryota; Metazoa; Chordata; Mammalia; Artiodactyla; Cervidae.
AUGACAGGACUGUGCCUCGCCCUAGGUCGGCCCGACAGGCGCGGGCCCCCUCGACGCCUGCGCUGCCCCGCGCCCCCCGCGCCCCCUCACCGGCUGGGACGUGUCGCCACCGCCGCUGCCGCCGCCGCCGCCGCCAACACCUCCAGCCGCCACAGCCCCGCCCCGCGCACCCUCCGCGCGCGCCGCGGGAGGGGGCCCAAGCCAUACUCCGAUUGGCUGCGUGCUGGCCAACCACCCCUGGAGGCAGCGGAUAUUGGUGGGAAUGAAGCGGACGAGCAGCCCCUGAAGCCAAUCACUGAGGGGUGGAGGCGGGACUAUUGGGAGAGGCAGUGGGGGCCCCCGGGUGGUCCAGCUGGGCGCGAGGCGCUGGGAGGUGAGGGCCCCGAGGCGGGCGAAGAUUGGAGCCGCGGAGGAAGACGGGCAGCCCUGAUGGCCAAUGGCUGGGGAUCAAGGGCGGGGCUCCGAAGAAACUUGCGCGACUGGGCUGGAGGAACUGAGGGCGUAGCCCGGAGCGUGACGGAGAUUGGCUUAGAAGCAAAGACUGGCAAGGCCUGCGGCCAGUCCUAG